Callorhinus ursinus (northern fur seal) is the source of this 1272-nucleotide messenger RNA. RefSeq names its product serine/threonine kinase 32C (gene STK32C). Gene Ontology annotation, molecular function: ATP binding; G protein-coupled receptor binding; G protein-coupled receptor kinase activity. Gene Ontology annotation, biological process: protein phosphorylation; regulation of signal transduction; G protein-coupled receptor signaling pathway. NCBI's taxonomy places the organism in Eukaryota, Metazoa, Chordata, Mammalia, Carnivora, Otariidae. The record is from RefSeq and is a predicted model, not a curated record.
AAGUGGAGGAAGAGAAUGGGCUCUUCCAUGUCGGCGGCCACGGCGCGGAGGCCGGUGUUUGACGACAAGGAGGACGUGAACUUCGACCACUUCCAGAUCCUUCGGGCCAUCGGAAAGGGCAGCUUCGGCAAGGUGUGCAUUGUGCAGAAGCGGGACACAGAGAAGAUGUACGCCAUGAAGUACAUGAACAAGCAGCAGUGCAUCGAGCGGGAUGAGGUGCGCAACGUGUUCCGGGAGCUGGAGAUCCUGCAGGAGAUCGAGCAUGUCUUCCUGGUGAACCUGUGGUACUCCUUCCAGGACGAGGAGGACAUGUUCAUGGUGGUGGACCUGCUUCUGGGUGGAGACCUGCGCUACCACCUGCAGCAGAACGUCCAGUUCUCCGAGGACACGGUGAGGCUAUACAUCUGCGAGAUGGCGCUGGCCCUCGACUACCUGCGCAGUCAGCACAUUAUCCACAGGGACGUCAAACCCGACAACAUCCUGCUGGAUGAGCAAGGGCACGCGCAUCUGACCGACUUCAACAUCGCCACCAUCAUAAAGGACGGGGAGCGGGCCACUGCACUAGCUGGGACCAAGCCGUACAUGGCUCCGGAGAUCUUCCAGUCCUUCGUCAGUGGUGGGAGCGGCUAUUCCUUCGAGGUGGACUGGUGGUCAGUGGGGGUGCUGGCCUAUGAGCUGCUACGUGGAUGGAGGCCCUACGACAUCCACUCCAGCAAUGCCGUGGAGUCCCUGGUGCAGCUGUUCAGCACGGCGAGUGUGCAGUACGUGCCCACCUGGUCCAAGGAGAUGGUAGGCCUGCUGCGGAAGCUCCUCACUGUGGACCCCAAGCACCGAGUGUCCAGCCUGCAGGACAUGCAGGCAGCCCCGUCACUGGCUGGCGUGCUGUGGCAGGACCUGAGUGAGAAGAAGGUGGCGCCGGGCUUCGUGCCCAAUAAAGGCCGCCUUCACUGCGACCCCACCUUCGAGCUGGAGGAGAUGAUCCUGGAGUCCAGGCCUUUGCACAAGAAGAAGAAGCGGCUGGCCAAGAACAGGUCCCGGGACAGCAGCAGGGACAGCUCGCAGUCGGAGAAUGACUACCUUCAGGACUGCCUUGACGCCAUCCAGCAAGACUUUGUGAUUUUUAACAGAGAAAAGCUGAAGAAGAGCCAGGACCCCGUGAGCGAGCCCCUGCCCGCCCCCGAGGCCGGGGAUGCUGUGGAGGACCAGGAGGGGGCGCGCCCCGCGCUGCCCACGUGCGGCUCCAUCUGCCCCUCCCGCCUCACCGAGAGUUAA